CCAAUUUAGAGAACAUCACUCUCCUUCUCCCUCUCCCUGCGAGCACUACCAGCAUCUCUACAUACAUACGGGAUACGGCUGAGCUCGAUCUCCUCUCUGUCGAGAGAAUUGCUGGGCGUGGCCGAGAGAGAGAGAGAGAGAGAGAGAGCUCAAGGAGGAGGGAACUGGGGGGCGGCGGAAGGGAAGGGAGGAUGGGGAUGCGGCCUGGGUGGGUGGGGGGCCUGGUGGAGGAGACCUUCUUCGUGGCGUGCUCGGCGCACGAGAGCCGCAAGAAGAACGAGAAGAACAUCUUCUGCCUCGCCUGCCGCACCAGCAUCUGCCCGCACUGCGCCCCCGCCCACCGCCACCACCCGCUCAUCCAGGUGCGGAGGUACGUGUACAACGACGUGGUGCGCCUGGACGAUCUUGAGAAGCUCAUCGACUGCUCCUUUGUUCAGCCCUACACCAUCAACAGUGCAAAAGUGAUCUUUCUCAAGCCUAGGCCUCAGUCCAGGCCCUUCAAGGGCUCCGGCAACGUCUGCUUGACCUGCGACAGGAUUCUUCAGGAGCCUUUCCACUUCUGCUGCCUCUCUUGCAAGGUGGAUCAUGUCAUGAUGCAGGGCGGCGACCUGUCCAACAUCCUCUACAUGUCGGGCGAGCCCGACGUGGCCUGCUUCCCGAGGUUCGAGAACCUCCGCGUCGGCAGCGGGUCGGCGGACCUCCUGGACGACGGGUGCGCCACCGGCGGGCAGAUCACCCCGAACUCCAUCCUCGAGGACCCGAUGCACCACUACGGCGGCGGCAGCAGCCGGAACGCGCGCGGCUUCGACGCGCCAGCCAGCGUCGACGUCGACGUCCCCGUCCCCGUCCCGAGGAAGAAAAAAUCAGGGGGCUUCUUCCCCCAGAUCGUCAUGUCCCUCAACAACAGGAGGAAGGGGGCGCCCCACAGGUCUCCGUUCGCCUGAUCAACGCAUGCAUGGAUCGUGCGUGCGUGGAUCGCUACCUAGUACAGUUCGAGCAUCCCCCCUAUAUAUGUGUGUUGAUUACUAUUAGCUAGUACUAUUAGUAGUACGUUAAUUGUAAUCCUAUGAUUAGCCAUGUAGAGAGAGAAACAGAGAGGUGUUGGUUGGUGGGUGGGUGAGAGAGGGAGAGGGAGAGGGAGAGGGAGAUGGUCUUUGCUGCUAGGGCCAUCAUCUUAGGGCAGUGUUUUGAGGAGACUUGAGAGAGAGAGAGAGAGAGAGAGAGAGAGAGAGAGAGAGAGCAGAGAGAGAGAGCAGAGAGAAGAAGCUAAUUAGCCUGCUUGCAACUCCCCCCUGUUACAGGACCAGGUGGGCACGCACACGGCCUGGUGGGGCGCCCGAUUCAGGGUGUGCCAGAAGGUCUACGUGGCCACGAAUUUUGUACUUGAUGUAACGGGGUCACGGUUGCUCGCACACAUGCAGGUGCAGCUUACACUUCCAUGACCAUAUAUAUUUGUCCCCACAUAUAUGUAACAAUCAAUAAUAGUGCUGUGUUGUGAA
Messenger RNA from Triticum dicoccoides, 1499 nucleotides. RefSeq lists its product as uncharacterized. The record is from RefSeq and is a predicted model, not a curated record. The transcript has 4 exons. Bases 192 to 944 code for a protein of 250 amino acids. Lineage: Eukaryota; Viridiplantae; Streptophyta; Magnoliopsida; Poales; Poaceae. Gene Ontology annotation, molecular function: zinc ion binding.